CCCGCAUUCACUAUAUCAGAUCUCCCCGGACCCUGCAUUCACUAUAUCUGGUCCCCCAGGACCCUGCAUUCACUAUAUCUGGUCUCCCAGGACCCUGCAUUCACUAUAUCUGGUCUCCCAGGACCCUGCAUUCACUAUAUCUGGUCUCCCUGGACCCUGCAUUCACUAUAUCCGCUCUCCCCGGACCCUGUAUUCACUAUAUCUGGUCCCCCAGGACCCUGCAUUCACUAUAUCUGGUCUCCCAGGACCCUGCAUUCACUAUAUCCGCUCUCCACGGACCCUGCAUUCACUAUAUCCGGUCUCCCAGGACCCUGCAUUCACUAUAUCCGGUCUCCCCGGACCCUGCAUUCACUAUAUCCGGUCUCCCCGGACCCUGCAUUCACUAUAUCUGGUCUCCCAGGACCCUGCAUUCACUAUAUCCGCUCUCCACGGACCCUGCAUUCACUAUAUCCGGUCUCCCAGGACCCUGCAUUCACUAUAUCCGGUCUCCACGGACCCUGCAUUCACUAUAUCCGCUCUCCACGGACCCUGCAUUCACUAUAUCUGCUCUCCCCGGACCCUGUAUUCACUAUAUCUGCUCUCCCCGGACCCUGUAUUCACUAUAUCUGGUCUCCCACAGUACACACAACAUGGAAAUGCAAUUAUUUUAGUAAAUAUAAACUGCUAAAUACCUUUUCUCAUCAGCAGUAUAUAGCAGUCUUGUGUCUAGCAGGGAACUGGUUAAAGCUUGUAGGAGGAGUUUUCAUUCUCCCCUAUGAGACUGCAGGACUCCUGACCCUUUGU
Molecule: messenger RNA, 783 nt
Organism: Staurois parvus
Lineage: Eukaryota; Metazoa; Chordata; Amphibia; Anura; Ranidae
Source: the annotation of a GenBank genome assembly